AUGGAUAAGCUACCUUGGCGAACAUCUUCUGGAGGUAAAAAGGGACCAUUCACAGUCGACUCAGGUGGAGGUGUGCAACAUCAUGUCAAAUCCAAAAGUCAGAGACUUCCAGAUAGGCCGCCUUCCGCUUCCUCAUCACGUCACUCAAAUCCUUCUACUCCAGCAAUGUCACCCGUAGUACCCAUAAACAGAACAGGCAGUUUCGCUUAUCCAUCUCAACCGUAUCCGUCUUUCCCACAAGUGUCGACGAGUGCAGGUCAUCACAGUCGUGAAGGAUCUUUCCACUAUAACAACGGCCAAUCGUCCAUCUCUACCACACCGACUCCUCUCACCCCUAUAGACACAAUCACCGGCUUAAGUGCAAGUGCAGGCCAAGGCGCUGUAUCGUUCGGAUCUCAGCCACUUUCAUCAUCUCUUGGACCAUCUCCAGUUGGACCUUCGUCAGUCGGUCCCUCAUCUUACGGUUCUCAACAUGGACGAUCGUACUCAAAACGAACGCACCAGUCCCCGUUGUCCACUACUCCACUUGACCCCCCUCCCUCCGCUUGGACCAACCUUGCCAACAAUAACAUACCGCAAAAUCCACCUUCUUUCGAUUGGUCGAAUCUUCCCAAUCCUAGUAGUUGGCUGUCUCAAGAGAACAUCCAACCAGCUACCAUAGACGAGAACGCGGUUGAUCCCGGUAUAUUUGAUACUCUUGCGGAACUCGUUCAGCAGAGUCAAGAGAAAGCGGCAGCAGGAACAUCAUAUGAUCUAUCGGGCAGCUUCUCUUAUGGCGCAUCACCUUCAUCUUCUUUCCCCUCGAUCUCUUCUGCCCCUACUCACAACACAAGUCUGCUUAGUCGUCGUUUACAGAAUCAACAAGAUAAUAAUACAGCAAACCCGAAUGGAAACGACAUAUAUUCUUCCGUGCCACCUCCCUCUGGCUCUUAUACUGACUCUAUCUCCUCGCUUACCGGAUACGCUACUCCAGGCAGUUAUGGAAAUUUCAAUUUUUCUCAAGUAAAUCAAACACAACAACAACAGCAGCAGCAGCAGCCACAACGCCAGAAUUCUGGUACUGCCCCUUCUACCCCAUGGCCAUUGCCUGACAGGUUAGGUGGAUACAAUGAGACCCCAGUGACCACACCCGGGGGAAGUGAUUUCGGUGGUUUCAAUAGUCCUGUUGAGCCACUUGCUGGUUCCCAUCAUUCCGGCCGAUUCCCUACGAUCGCACCUCGUCGCAAGGAAGCUCCUCAAAAUCCGGGUCCUUCUUAUUCAAACAACGCAAGCAGCCUUCCUCCUUCGCAGUAUGCAUCUCGAGCGGGGUCGGAAGCGCCACAAGCAUCCAACAACAUCAGUCUCGAUACGCUUCCCCCUCUGCCAGCAGGUUUGUCGAUAGAACAUCUCGCUCAAUACGGUAGCGCCGGGCUCGAGAUGGCUAUCAGGAUGGGAAUGGGUAUAGGGAUGGGUUUAGGUACACAACCUCAACAGGAAUCAAAUGCGGGAUCGGUACCGUCUUGGCCCUCAGUUCCACCCGUAGAUGCUUCAACACCUAAUUACUUCCACAACGUCUCAUCACCUGAGACCUCGUCUUCCCAAAAAGGCAAGAACGUGAGCAUCGUAGACGAUAUCCUCAAUGAUGAUUUCCUUCACACCCGAGCUCCGACAACCCCUCUCCCUACUCCGCCGUUGAGUACAUAUGCGUCACAUCCAGUCACUCGACGUCCCUCGCAGAGUGACGUUACAUCUCCUACCUUACCAGAAGUUGGAUCUCCAGAACAAAUGGCAAAGAAGGAUCCUUUAGCGACUCAAGUGUGGAAAGCGUAUGCUCGUGCGCGAGAGGUACUACCUAAUGGCCAGAGAAUGGAAAACUUGACUUGGAGAAUGAUGCAUCUCACGUUGAAGAAAAAGGAAGAGGAAGCUGCCGCAGCUGCGGCCAAGGAGAAGCAUGACCGAGAAGAGCAAGAACGAUUGGCUCGAGAGUAUCUGGAAGCAGAGGAAUCUAGAGAUGCUCUUCCAUCAGUACCACUGGAAGCGGAGAGGGGCAGGCAGAAGGGGAAAUCAAGGAUUGUUGGGUUCGCUGGUGCUAGCGGUGACCCGUCGCCUUCCCCAGAUGGAAUGGAUAUCGACUGGCGUGCUGCAAGUCGAUCACGAUCACGUAUGGCUAUGGACAUCGACUGGCGGGCAUCUUCACGUUCGAGAUCCCGAUCCGCAAUGCCAUUCAGGCAGAAUCCGUUCAGUGAACAUCAUGCGCAUCAAUUGCUUGCUUCCGGCGGUACACCCACGGCGGAGAUGGGAUUGCAUAUGCCUGCGCAAAAUGGCAAUGAAUGGUCCGCUUCAGCGAGGAAAGCUCCUGAUUUACCUGGACCUCGAUCAGCUGGAUCAAGUUUAUCAAGAUCACAUCCCUCCAAAUCAUCACGCAUGGCAGAUCAAAUGCCUCCAGUCCAUGAAGGAAUUGUUGAUAUUCAGGACCCUUCCAAAUUUCCUCAUCCUCUCGAUAUGCUGGCCAAUUCUGCACCUCCCAACGGUGUCAUCAGUUUAGAUGAAAUUCACGCUGCUCUAGCUGCGGGUCUAAGUCCCACAAGAGACCGACAACCGAAUUUGCCCGGAAUUAACGGUCCAGGACUUUACUCUGAAACCGAAGAGAAUUUCCAUCCUCAAUAUGGGUAUCUACCCAGAAGGGUUCGAAAGACAAGUUUCGAUCAUACUGUGCAAUCUCGGGACGGAGAAGAUGAUGACGAGACUAGUACAUCUCCCACAUCGCUGAGUAAUCCUAGGAAGAGACAAGCCGAGGCGUCACCAAGAGAUGGAAAAACCGUUCCAUUACCCGAGGGAGAUACAGGGUUUCCAAGUUCAGACUUUACUUUCAGUUUCCCUCAGUCAUACGACAACUUCUUCGAUUUGGGUGCUGCCAGCUCUUCCACAUCUGUUCAAGGUGAAACCGAAAAUCCAUUACUACAAGGAAUAACGGCCGAAGAAUUGAUAGAAUGGGCUAAUAGUCAACCUCUCACAGGCGAUCAUUCAUUAUUUGGAUCCCCUUCAGCGUUUGGUCUAGAACCUGGAAUGUCACUACCUCCAAUGCCUCAACAAACCGGAGACAAUCCAUUCGAUUUCCAACAACUAAUGCAUCUUUACCUCAAUGCAAAUUCAGCCGCUUCCCCUUUCACACAUAUCAACCCUUCGCAAGUCCUUGGAGCAAUUCAAAAUCAAUUGACGAAUGAAGCUUCUCCCAAUGCUAUAUCGCCCCAGAGUGGCGCCCCAACACCUGCGAACAACGUCAUUAAACCAUUACCUAAAGCCGUUGGAGGUAAAGCUGUCCAAGAAGCAAAUCAAGAUAGAUCGAUGCCUCCCCCGCCUGCGAGAUCCAAUAGUUCACCGAAUCUGCAAACCUUACGUAUCCCUUCCCAAGGUCAAGGCGGUGGAAGUGCUAAAGGACAUGCUAAACAUUCUUCCUUGAGUGGUUCUGCCCCGACCGGUAAAACACUAAAAUCAAGUAAGAAAGGAAACAAUAGUAGUACUACUAGUCUUGCUGCCAGUCUCGAUGAUGAUGAACCUGAAAGUGGACCUGGAUCAAUCAUCAAUACGGGAGAAAAUCCGACCAUGUGUACCAAUUGUCAGACCACCAAUACACCAUUAUGGAGAAGAGAUCCUGAAGGUCAACCGUUAUGUAAUGCUUGUGGAUUGUUCUACAAACUACAUGGCGUAGUCAGACCUUUAUCAUUGAAGACUGAUGUGAUCAAGAAAAGGAACCGUGCUGGACCUGGCCCUAAAGGUGAAUCUGGAGGUUCACGUAAGAAUAGCGUAUCAGGGCCAUCUACUUCAACGAAGGCGACUGGAGGAAGUAACUCAACCAACAAGAAAUCAAACCCUAAUUCACCUUCAUCAAAUGGUACUUCAUCUGCUGCAGGAGUAGGAGGUGGUGGGAACAGUGGUGGUGGAGGCAAAAAAGCACGUCGAGCGUCAGAUGCUCCUUCAACCUCAAAUAGUCAGAGUGGCACAACCAAUGGCAACAGUAACGGCAAUGUUCUCGGAACUUCAUUAUCAAAUAAUCCAUCUCCUUUAGGUACAAGUAUGACCAGCCUAUUAAGUAUGUCCUCUACUGGAUAA
Messenger RNA from Kwoniella shivajii, 4089 nucleotides. RefSeq lists its product as uncharacterized. The transcript is spliced from 5 exons. Gene Ontology annotation, molecular function: zinc ion binding; RNA polymerase II cis-regulatory region sequence-specific DNA binding; DNA-binding transcription factor activity, RNA polymerase II-specific. NCBI's taxonomy places the organism in Eukaryota, Fungi, Basidiomycota, Tremellomycetes, Tremellales, Cryptococcaceae. Gene Ontology annotation, biological process: positive regulation of transcription by RNA polymerase II; negative regulation of transcription by RNA polymerase II. The record is from RefSeq and is a predicted model, not a curated record. The coding region runs from base 1 to 4089 and encodes 1362 amino acids.